Messenger RNA from Nylanderia fulva, 2809 nucleotides. RefSeq names its product zinc finger FYVE domain-containing protein 1. Gene Ontology annotation, cellular component: lipid droplet. Gene Ontology annotation, biological process: lipid droplet formation. Lineage: Eukaryota; Metazoa; Arthropoda; Insecta; Hymenoptera; Formicidae. The record is from RefSeq and is a predicted model, not a curated record. Gene Ontology annotation, molecular function: metal ion binding; phosphatidylinositol-3,4,5-trisphosphate binding; phosphatidylinositol-3,4-bisphosphate binding.
GGAUGACACAUAUAUAUAUAUUUUUCUCGUCUCGCGAAAAUAUUCAAAUUCGCGCGAUUUUCUAGCACACCCUGUAUAGCCGGAUGUAUAUAUGUUAUUGUUGUUCGCGCGCACGGGCAUUAAUUUUUCCGGUUAUUAAGCGCUUAUUGCGCUUUAAAUGCGACGAUCGCGCUCGAUGAUAUAUAUUUCGGGAGUGAUUUUUCCAAGUUUCAAAAUUGACCGUCGACGCGUGUCAUCGUGUCACGGCUAGUCAAUUAAUCGGAUGUGACUGGAUGAUGUCGGUCGGAUCCAAAUCCGGCGACUUGGAUAUGCAAUCCUAUAAUGGCGAUGUGAUGGGCGCGCGUCGAUUUUCCUGAGUCACGAUUCGAAAUUUCCGUCAAUUCACCGCGAAUCCUUGGCGAGUUUUAGGUCGCACCUUAUUGAUUCACCUGCCGAUCGUUCCAGAUGACGAUGCUCGGAGCUCGCUGAAUUGUCAUCGAGUCUAUAUAGGACAUAGGACGUACAGGUGAGAAAGGCAUGAACACAUUGUGGCAACCUUGGCAACCUCUUCAGACAGAACCGACAGCUCCUGCUAUAAUGAAAAGUCUAGACAGCAGUUUGGAUGAUUUUGACAAGUUGUCGGAAUUUAAUCCCAAGUUAUAUAUAAUGGAGAAGAACGCCCUGAUGGACUCUUGUAUGAAAUGUCACAACAAUACAAGCGACAAGAGUUUCUUGUUAUUGGAUGGACAGGAGAAUCUGCAAGUCUCCGAUGCUGAAGAGUUUCUGAAAAAAUUAAAUUGUGUUAAAGAGGACACUAAAGUAAAAGUGGUUUCGAUAUUUGGAAAUACAGGCGAUGGGAAGAGUCAUACUAUGAAUCAAGUAUUUUUCAAGGGUGAGGAGAUUUUUCGAACGUCAAAUGAACAAGAUUGUUGCACCUUAGGAGUUUGGGCUGCGUUUGAUCCAAUUCUGAAUAUCAUUUGCUUGGAUACAGAAGGUUUACAAGGUGUUACAAAUUGUGAAACCAAGCAUACAAGGAUGUUACUCAAAGUACUUGCAGUAUCUGACAUUGUAAUUUAUGAAAUCUACUCAGAAAGACUGAAUAGAGACUUAUUUACAUUUCUGGGUGCUGCAUCUCGUGCUUACAGUCAUUAUUUCAAAGCUGCUUUACAAGCGAUAGGGCAGCAAGAAGGAGUCUCCAACUCGUUGAGCACACUUGGACCGAAUAUUAUAGUGCUGCACGAAACUAGGCACACCAUACCUUUGACCAACAAUGGAUCGGAAAGUGCGGAAGACAUCUUGAGAGCUAGAUUUGCACAAAUGAGCCUUGAAAUCGAUGCCUUUAACUCUAUCAAAUAUGUUGGUUUGCAAGUGGUAAAUGAUGUAACGGAUUACGAACAACUGCGAUCCGCGAUCGAAACAGAAUUGAAUAAUACGACAGUCCGUUCAGCCAGAAAACCGCAUCUAGUGUAUAACACGCUUAAGAGUUUGAACGAUCAAUUCUCCAACGAGACAGAAAAUUUGUCCAACACUCUAUUCCCACAUCAGUACUUCACAUGUCCUAUUAAGUGUCUGAGUUGUGAUAGUGGAUGUAACAAUAGUAUGGGACAUCUUCGUGAAGGAAAAUCACACAGUAGUAAUGUUAGGUGUAAAUUCCAGUGUCAGUAUGAAAACUCGAUAUACAUAUGCAAAAGAUGUUAUAGAAAUGGAAAUGAAAUCGAAGUGACUAGACAGUAUCAAGAGGAAGAUCAAUAUAGCUGGUAUAGCUUUGCGAAAAAUGCUUGGUCAGGCUACAUUAUAAAUUGUCCACAUUGCGGAGAAAUAUACAGAAGCAGACAAUACUGGUAUGGCAAUAAUCCAGAAGAUGUUGCUAUACGCAAGAAGAUCACACAUGUAUGGAAUACGCCAAAUCGUUCUAUAGCAUCUCAAAAUACGGCGCAACGGGUUAUCGAUAGCGUUUCGUACAUCACUGAAGCGGUGGCGAACGUCUCUCUGCAGCCUACGAAAGCGUUAAAAGCCUGGGCCGCGGAUCAAGUGGCACCGACUUAUUGGCGAUCCAACAGCGAGAUAAAACAUUGCUAUCAGUGCAAAGUCCUGUUCAACCCGACAGAUGACAAGCACCAUUGUCGCGAUUGCGGAGAGGGUUUCUGCGCGCAGUGUUCGUCAAAAACGAAAUGCGUGCCCCACAGAAAUUGGUACACGCCUGUUCGAGUCUGCGACUCGUGCUUUGAAAAGGAAACUAAUUGUUCCAGCGACGAUUCCCUCGAAACUAUCGAAGACGUCGGCGUGCGAAAAGUGACGGAACACGUGGUGUCGACGUUCAACGCCGUCGGAAGUGUCUUGAGUUACUCUAAAUCGUUCAUAAAAGAUUCCGUUCGACCGUCUUAUUGGACACCUGAUUCGGAGGUUGUCUGCUGUUGCGUAUGCGAGCGAAAAUUUUCCGAUACGCUUCCUUUACAUCACUGCAGAGCUUGCGGACGCGGGGUUUGUCAAGAAUGUUCGCAACAUCGUAAACCAGUGCCUCAUAGAGGCUGGGAAAACCCCGUUAGAGUUUGCAAUGCCUGCGUUUGAAAUUGACUGAAAGUAGUAUUCUCAGAUGAUAGGAUCCUAAGGUAUAGAUCUCAGAGGAAUCCUAGAGGUUUGCAAAAUGAAAUAAAUGCUUAUCUCUUACACACAAUCGUUUUUGUAAGAUAUACAAAAGCUAUGUAUUGAUUUAAUUGUGAUAGAAUAUAUUUUUUAGAUUUACUUGCUUGAAGAUCAGCCAUACAUUUGUGGACAGAAUUUUUAACGUACGAUAAAAAUUUUAAUUUUUUAAAACAUGAACAUUUUUUCA